Messenger RNA from Boeremia exigua, 2670 nucleotides. Its product is annotated as adaptin N terminal region-domain-containing protein. Gene Ontology annotation, biological process: vesicle-mediated transport; intracellular protein transport. Gene Ontology annotation, cellular component: membrane coat; AP-3 adaptor complex. The transcript has 2 exons. Lineage: Eukaryota; Fungi; Ascomycota; Dothideomycetes; Pleosporales; Didymellaceae. The coding region runs from base 1 to 2670 and encodes 889 amino acids. The record is from RefSeq and is a predicted model, not a curated record.
AUGCAAUCCAUCAGCCGCAUCUCGAGCCUGCUGGAGACUGCGCCCCCAGCGCCCCCCCAGCCCUGCAAAUUUGCGCUGCCGCUGCUUGCGGUGCUGGCGCCGUGCCCGGCCGUCUGUCGCGGCCUUGCUGCCCGCUGCCCGCCACGCCCGCGCCUGGGGUUCACCCUGCCCGCGGCCAUGCACCCGUCGAACUUCGCUCACUGGUCCCUCUCCACAGCCCGCGACCUGACGCUCGAAGCCGCCCGCGACGCCAGCAAUGCCCGCAAGCCGCCCGCGCGCCCGCUGCCCUCGGCCCAGCUCAAGAAGCUGCUCGACAGCCGCGCCGAGCGCGAUGUGCUCGAGGGCCUCCGCCGCGUCGUCACCAUGUCCUACCGCCAGCCGCCGUCGCAGACCCUGCCCUUCUUCUCGCACGUCAUCAAGAACGUUGCGUCGCCGUCGCUGCCCGUCAAGAAGCUCGUGUACAUCUACCUGCUGCAGCACGCCGAGCACGAGCCCGACACGGCCCUGCUGUCCAUCAACACCAUCCAGAAGUCGCUCACCGACCAGAACCCGCAGCUGCGCGCCCUCGCCCUGCGCGUCAUGUCCGGCAUCCGCGUGCCCGUCAUCAGCCAGAUCGUGAGCCUGGCCAUCAAGCGCGGCGCCGCCGACAUGUCGCCCCACGUGCGCCGCGCCGCCGCCCUGGCCAUCCCCAAGUGCUACCGCCUGGACCCCGCCACCGAGCCGCAGCUGCUCGAGUACCUCUCGACCCUGCUCGCCGACAAGCAGUACCUGGUCACCGGCGCCGCCGUCGCCGCCUUCCUCGACAUCUGCCCCGCCCGCCUGGACCUGAUCCACCCGCACUACCGCGCCCUCGUGCGCAAGCUGCCGGACAUGGACGAGUGGGCCCAGCUGGCCACCCUGCAGCUCAUGAUGGUCUACUCGCGCAAGUGCUUCCCGAGGCGGACGAGGAAGGUCAAGAGAGCCGUGCCCGCCGUGACCACGACGUCGAAACCUGCAAAGUCCACAAAGGGCUUCUACGAAAGCGAAAGCGACGACGAGACAGAAGAGGACGACGACCAGGACUUUGAACACGUCGUCGUCCUUGACCCGGACCUCGAGCUUCUGCUGAAGAGCUGUCUUUCUCUCCUCCAGUCGCGCAAUGCUGCAGUCGUCAUUGCCGUGGCCCGCACGUACCUAUACUUGGGCACUCCCGACUACGUCGUCUUGGCUGUCGGACCCUUGGUUUCGCUUCUGCGGUCGGCUGGAGACAUCCAGCAUGUUGCUCUCUACAACAUUGUCCAAGUCUGUUUAACACACCCGGAGCCAUUCGUCAGGUACUACACACAUUUUCUGGUCCGCUCGACCGACGCUCCGCAUGUCUGGCGGCUCAAAUUGGAGCUGCUAACACUGAUCUUUCCCCACGCCCAGCCCAGGCUACAGAGCUUGAUUCUGGCGGAGCUCAGUCAUUUCUCACACUCUGGCAGUCUGGACCCGGCCCUCGUCAAGGAAUCCGUUCGUGCGAUAGGUAGAUGCUCGCAAAGCCCCGCUACAAGCCCGCAAACGUCAGCGCGAUGCUUGAGACUGCUUCUGAAGCAUAUUGGCUCCGCAGACGUCCAUCUCGUUGCCGAGUCGCUUGAAGUCAUCCGCCACCUCAUCCAGCGCAACCCAGAUGCUCACCGUACAACCGUGGUCCGACUGGCAAAACAUCUCGACGCCGCAACAAGUCCACAAGCACGUGCGAGUAUAAUAUGGCUUGUUGGCGAGUUCGCCGGUCUUGACCCAGACAACAACAUUGCAGCAGACGUGUUACGCAUUUUAGCAAAGGGCUUUGCUGAGGAAGCAGAGCCCGCAAAGCUGCAGAUUAUGCUUCUAGCGGCCAAGGUCUACAUUCACCAUCUACACGCCAACCCCCCACCCUCCCCUGUGAAACAAGAAGAGACUCUAGAAUCAACCACUACCCUGCUAGACAUGCCCGAAGAAGAGGGUGGUUUCCGCGACGAACAUCUCGAAAACCCUACGCCUAUCGAGCCCCAACACAAAGAGUCACCACAUCAAAUCGAAGCAUUGUAUAACUACAUCCUCGCAUUGACACGAUACGACACUUCUUACGACCUCCGCGACCGCGCCCGUGUGUACAGAUCUCUCUUGUCGUUACCGUCUUCAACUCAAUUAGCCUCGCUCCUCUUGCUCGCGCCGAAGCCGGUUCCACACAUCCCCUCGCCAUCCGAGACACGCAAGAACUAUGUCCUGGGCUCCGCAUCACUAGUCAUUGGUGAUGAAGGCGGUGUCGGCGGUCUGCGCGGGUAUGAAGAUUUACCGCCGUGGGUGAGAGAGGGCAAAGAACCUGAUCCGUCGUUGCGUGACGAGACGUCUUCGUCAAAUUACGUUUCUGCGUAUGAGGUUGCCAAGAACAUGAGUGCGAGUGAGAGGCUGGAUGCUGCAGCGCAGGUUGAUAACGAGAGGCAGAGGAUGCCUGAGACUAUUGCUUCUUACCGGUCGAAUGGAGUCGGGGCCGCAGAGAAGCCGGCACAGAAGGAGAAAACGCUUGAUGAUUGGCUGGCAGAGAGCAGUGGGAGUGAAGAGACUGAUGAUGACGAUGAAGAAGACGACGAUGAGGGGGAGAGCGAAGAAGAGAGCGAAUAUGAGACAGAGAGUGAAAGUGGCGACGAGAACGACAGGCUUGUCAAGUAA